ACAUCAAUCCGGUUCAAGACCACUCUUAUGAAUACCCUCGUGGAUGUCCUUCACCACAGGCCAGGAUGGGUGGAAGUAAAGGAGGAAGGGGAGUGGGAUUUCUACUGGUGCGAUGUCAGCUGGCUCAGGGAGAAUUUCGACCACACCUACAUGGAUGAGCACGUGCGGAUCAGUCACUUCCGAAACCACUACGAGCUGACCCGCAAGAACUACAUGGUGAAGAACCUGAAGCGCUUCCGGAAACAGCUGGAGCGCGAGGCGGGAAAGCUGGAGGCAGCCAAGUGCGACUUCUUCCCGAAAACCUUUGAGAUGCCCUGCGAGUACCAUUUGUUUGUGGAGGAGUUUCGCAAAAACCCAGGAAUCACCUGGAUCAUGAAGCCUGUAGCCCGGUCGCAGGGGAAGGGCAUCUUCCUCUUCCGGAGACUGAAGGACAUCAUGGACUGGAAGAAGGACACAAGAAGUUCUGCUGACCAGAAAGGUGAUAUUCCCGUGGAGAACUAUGUAGCUCAGCGUUACAUUGAAAAUCCCUACCUGAUAGGAGGCCGCAAGUUUGACCUGCGCAUCUACGUGCUGGUGAUGUCGUACAUGCCGCUGCGAGCCUGGCUGUACCGGGAUGGCUUCGCCCGAUUCUCCAACACCCGCUUCACGCUGAACAGCAUUGAUGACCAGUAUGUUCACCUCACCAAUGUCGCCGUGCAAAAGACGUCUCCCGACUACCACCCAAAGAAGGGCUGCAAGUGGAUGCUGCAGCGCUUCCGGCAGUAUCUGGCGUCCAAGCAUGGGCCCAAGGCAGUGGAGACGCUCUUCGGUGACAUGGACAACAUCUUCAUCAGAAGCCUGCAGAGCGUACAGAAGGUGAUCAUCAGUGACAAGCACUGCUUCGAGCUGUAUGGCUAUGACAUCCUCAUAGACCAGGACCUCAAGCCGUGGCUCCUGGAGGUCAAUGCAUCCCCAUCACUGACAGCCAGCAGCCAGGAGGACUAUGAGCUCAAGACCUGCCUCCUGGAAGACACCCUGCACAUCGUGGACAUGGAGGCCAGACUCACGGGAAGGGAGAAGCGAGUGGGAGGCUUCGACCUCAUGUGGAACGAUGGCCCUGUCAGCAGAGAAGACGGGGCUCAUGACCUGUCGGGGCUGGGGAACUUUGUGACCAACACGCACCUUGGCUGCGUCAAUGAUCGGAAAAAACAGCUGAGGCAGCUGUUCCGCUCCCUUCAAGGCCAGAAGAAAACUCCCAACUAA
Messenger RNA from Physeter macrocephalus (sperm whale), 1242 nucleotides. RefSeq names its product tubulin tyrosine ligase like 9 (gene TTLL9). Gene Ontology annotation, cellular component: cilium. The transcript has 12 exons. The coding region runs from base 28 to 1242 and encodes 404 amino acids. The record is from RefSeq and is a predicted model, not a curated record. Lineage: Eukaryota; Metazoa; Chordata; Mammalia; Artiodactyla; Physeteridae. Gene Ontology annotation, molecular function: tubulin binding; tubulin-glutamic acid ligase activity. Gene Ontology annotation, biological process: microtubule cytoskeleton organization; protein polyglutamylation.